AUGGAGAAAACCUUUGCUCAUCAGUGGUAUGAGGUGGUUCAAGAUAUGCCCUUCAUCGCAGAAUUCAAAAGUAGAUGGCCAGCUCUUUUUAUGGAAAAUGAGGUAAGUGCAGAGUUCACACGGAUUACCACCAUCCCGCUCAUCCCAAAGUUUAUGUCGCAACUGGAUCACUACUCAGACAAGUUGGCUAAAGUGCUCCGCAAAAAAGGAGGAGCAGCAGGACGCAAAAUAAAAAACAUAAUGGCUCUCAUUGACCAGAAUGACUCGGUUGAAACAAGGAGAGCUUGCAACCUCCAAGCACUAGCUGUGUAUCUUAAUGAAGACCCUGAAGAGCUAGUGAAGGAAUAUGGGAGUGAGGACCCUGAUGAAACCCAGAGACAUUUGGAUCAAACGAUCAUCGGCAUCUAUGUGAUUAAAAAUCCAGGUGUAGAUGCUGAUCAGCUUCCAGAAGAUGUUGGCAUCAUAGUUGAAGGCGUGCAGCUGCUUCAUGGACUCAAAGAUGUUGCCACUGCUUGUGCCUUACUGUUUGGGAUCAUCUACGACCUGAACCUGAGCUAUCCAAGUGACCUAAGGUACACUUUUGAAUUCAUCCAAAAGAUCCUGAUGGAACUUGACACACACAGGCAUUCAACCAAAAUCCAGGUGCUCAAGAACAAACUGCUGGAAUGA
Molecule: messenger RNA, 669 nt
Organism: Melanotaenia boesemani (Boeseman's rainbowfish)
Lineage: Eukaryota; Metazoa; Chordata; Actinopteri; Atheriniformes; Melanotaeniidae
Exons: 4
Coding region: 1-669 (222 amino acids)
Source: RefSeq, a predicted model, not a curated record